ACGGCUACGCCUUUUCUCAAGAUGAGAACGGAGUGGUGUCCCAGUCUGAGGUCAUCAGAGCGUACGACACGACCAAACAGAGGACCAGCGAGUGGUGAGCCGCCCGUCCGAACACUUUGGAGCCACAGCUGCUGCUUCCACUGGUGAUAAACGCUGCGAGUGUACACCUCCCUCACUAAAGGAAGUUAUGGACAUAAGAUGGCAUGAAGAAAGAGAGUAUAUAUAAAAAUAAUAACCGUGAAGGGGGAAUGGAAGACACGAAACAAAACGUGUUCACUGUCAGCUGUAUUUGUUUGUCCAGCAGAAACGAGGAGCACUGUGCGUUCUUUACAUUCUGUGGUCUGAAGUUCUUCACUGUUCUCGCUCGGCUUGUCGGAGCGAACCUCUCCUUACUAUUGAAUGACAGCUUUUAGCACUGAGCCACAAAGCCUAAAACCGUUGUAUGAAAUCACUCCUAAACACUGUAAACGUUCAAAACACCAGACUACGGGCAGUUUAAAGAAAUCGGAGACGUCAAAGAUUGCCAAAGAGCAGUCGUCGUUGCAAUCGUCCAAGCACUUGUGAAUUGGGAAAACUUCAACGUGUAUGCAACUAAACGUAUUCCCACGCUGGACAGACCACUCCCGAGCAAAUGUUUGUAACUUUUUUUUGUGUGUGUGUGCUCUGAUGUAAGCGUCUCUUGUGUAAAGCCUUACAUUUGCUCAUGCUUUCAUCGUUCAUUCUUUUAAAACGCGUUACCGUAUUUUUCGGACUAUAAGGCGCAUUAAGCAAAACAAAACGGUCAGAUAAGUCGA
Molecule: messenger RNA, 794 nt
Organism: Nematolebias whitei (Rio pearlfish)
Lineage: Eukaryota; Metazoa; Chordata; Actinopteri; Cyprinodontiformes; Rivulidae
Product: probable phospholipid-transporting ATPase IA
Source: RefSeq, a predicted model, not a curated record